CUCGAGAAGGACCUGAGAAGGCUUUUGCUGUUCCGUGGAUAGCGCUCUCCAUCGCAUCAUCGCAUCUGUGUCCAUUGCACCCUUUAUCGCAUUCAUUUAUAUCUUCUCGCCUUCCCGCCGCAAUGGCUGAGUCAUUCACCCUCCGUGACUUCAUCACCCUGGGUGGCCUGGCAGGUAUCCACACACAGCGAACGAAGCGCUCACCGUCACAUCCCACACACAGAGAGGAAGAGAGAGAUAGAUCUGCAUUCUUGCAUGUGCUGUGCUUGAGCGAUGGUGGAUGCUUGUGUGUGUGUGUGUCUGUCUGUCUGUCUGCUUUAGGUCUGAUGCUGAUGGUGCUUUUCCAGAACAUGGCCAUCACCGACCUCAGAAGAUCCCUCCAGCAGCAGGGGAAUGUUGAUCUGCCGGCCGCACACCCACAUGUAAGCACCCAACAGGUGGAAACCGCACAAGGACUCUCACCCACUCUCUGGUUGGUUGUCUGUGCUGCAGGUGCGCCGCCUUCAGGUCAACGAAACCGCGGCUGGUGUCGCAAACGAGACGGCCGAGGGCUCAGAGUUUCCCGUGCGCGACGCCGUCAAGGAGCAGUGCCCCGUCCUCUAUGACACCGUCAAGCUCGCCCUGCGCGAAGAUCUCACCAACGAGUUGGGCUACGAGGCCGACGACGAGACGGGCGUGCUCAGGACGAUUGAUGGCGAAGACGGGACGGUGGUGCAGGUCAAGGAGUACUACGACGCCAUUGGCAUGUUCGAUUUGCUCACAGCGCCGCUCGACGACCUUUACAAGGUGAGAAGUAGCACACACACACACACACACACACACACAAACAGAGAGAGAGGGAGAGAGAGGGCGAGAGGGCGAGGGUCAUGUGUGUGUGGUUGGUGUGGUCAGAUGGACACGCUGUAUUUGACGUUUGGCGAGGACGAUCGCUUCGAGAAGCUCUACACGGUCGAGGAGGUCACGCGGGACCUGGUCGACCCUCUCGUCGAGAUCCGAUUCCACGGCGGCGACAUGCUCCGCAUGGUCCCUGAGGUAAAGAAACCCGACACGGUACCCAUCCACCCCAUAGCACCCUGCUCACGUGUCUGUGUCCGCUAUCGAGUCCAGGGUGCCAACCUUUACGACAAGGACGACAUGGAAAUCCCCAUCGCCGUGUUUGCGGGCCCCGAGUACGACCCCGAGAGCGACCUCCUGAUCACUGUGGACGAGUACCUCAACAGCACGGCCGCGGCCGGGACAAACGCCACUGACGGCGACUCGACACGCAGACUGCAGUAAGGGACGGACGGAGGAAACGGACGGAGUGCGUGUGUGCAUGUUGGGCGUGUGUGUGUGUGUGUGUGUGUGUCUCAGGCUGUCACGUUCGUUCGGCUCGACCCGUGGUCAGGUGGGCAAUCAGGUCUUCUUCAACACCGGCUCUUACACCUCACGUGAGCAUACGGGGCGGCCGGCCGGGAGCACAAGACAGACAGACAGACAGACAGACAGACAAGGACGAUGGCAACGUGUGUGUGCGUGUGUGCGUGUAGGCCGCUCACUGGGCCCGGUGACGAAUUUCAGAGCUCAGCGGUUCCAGGCCAUGGCGUCGGGCGGGUAAGGCCGGGCCGGCAGAGAGAGGGAUCUGCACUGCAGACCACACAAAUGGAAUGACACGUGGGCACCUCUGUGUGUGUGGUGUGUGCAGUCGCUGCCGUGGCACAGCUGGCCAGUGCAGAGGGACCGGGCGAUAGACACGCGUGAAUUGCAGUCGGUGUCUCGUCCGUCGUGCGCCUGUUCUUUUCUCUCGCCUUGGUUCCUUUUCGGUUGGUUGGCCUCCUCUUCUCAAUCUCACCUCCCUUCCUCUCCCUCCUCUCUGUCUCUGUUUUGCAUGGAUGGCGUCUUCUGUCGCGCAUUUACGUGUGCGCCUUCUAGAAGAUUCCAUCCACUCAGACAAAGGCCGAGAGAUGGAUGGAUGGUUGCAUGUCAGAGUCUAGCCUCUCUCUUGUCCCAGUACGUGUACGUUUGUAUGCAUGUGUGUGUGUGUCUGUGUGUAACCAGCUAGCUAUGAAAGUGAUGGUAGAGAUAGGCAAACCAAACGGGGUUUUAUGGGCCCUUCCUUCGGUGCGUGGCUUGUGGCGGCUUGGUAGCGGCAGCCAGGUUGCGUUUUUUGUGGCUGUGGUGAUCGUGCUUUAUGUGAGUGCAUCGAUCGCCGCAACCAUCGAUGUGGGUGGGGAUGGGACAUUCAUGCGUUUGACAUGCAUCGUAUACAACACGAUGAUGAUUAACGUCCGUGUUCCGCUCUGUCAAACCCCAGCCGGGUGUGCAUACACUUAUUCAUGUGUCUGUGUUUCAUUGGCCAACGAGUGGAUGUCUGCUCAUCACCGAGCAGACCUGUGUCUGGUGUGAGAGAUAGGGGUGUGUCCGUGUGUGCGAAUGCAUGCGCGAGGGGCGGCUGG
Molecule: messenger RNA, 2435 nt
Organism: Vitrella brassicaformis
Lineage: Eukaryota; Vitrellaceae
Source: the annotation of a GenBank genome assembly